GAAAAAAUGCACUUCAGCACAUAUCUCAGCCAGGUGCAUCCAGAGGAGACAGGCAGAGAGAGAGAGAGAGUCAGAUCUUCAAUUAGAAGCUGGAGAUGAGGUCAGCAGUGUGUGUGAUCGCUCUGGGCGUGCUGCUGUCCAGAGUGUAUGGGUUCGUGCCGGUCGGGGGUGGAGGUAACACACAUGUGACCAUCACCGGAGAUGCUGUGAUGAAAAAAAUCCACGAAGUGUGUAAAGCAGUGGCUGAGUCAGAGGGGAGAGAGUUCAAGCCCACGGGUUCUUCAGCAGAGGAGCUGCUGCGGGCAUGUCUCGGUACAGCCACUGGUGAGGUAUCCGCAGCCAAGUUCCGUGAAGCCCUGAAUCAGAUCUACAUGCAGAACAGCAUGGUGGACCGAGACUUCAUGGCCAGCGACCGGCAUCACUUCAACAGUGAGACUUUCAAUGAAGGACGAGCUCUAAUUACACAGGGCAUGACCGCCAUUAAAGCUAACAUCCGCAGUGGCAACUUCCAGGCUGCAAGAGAAACACUGGGCCGAGCCCUACACACUCUUCAGGACUUUUACAGCCACAGUAACUGGGUUGAGUUGGGAAACAAAAAGCCGUAUCCCAACCUUAUCAGACCUGACCUCACCAUCAGCAACAUCGCAGAUGUGAACACGCCAACCUGCAGUGACUGUGCCAGCGGUACAUGCUCGAACCCGCUCCUGCCUGCCAUUCUGAAUGAGAAGAAACUCACAUCUGGAUACAUGGGCCUGUUUUCUAACAACAAACCUCAAGGUAAAUGCAGUCACGGCGGGGAUGCUGACCUCAGCAGUACCCAGAAUCCUCGAGGUGGAAUCAAUAAAGAUGAACGGAAGCCCCAUAACGCAGACUUCCACAACACAGCUGUCGCAAUAGCGACCGAGGCCACACUCCAGCUGCUGGAGGACAUUCGUGGAGCAGCAGGAAAUAAAGACUAUCUGAGGUUAAUGGGCAUCGCUCGCUCUGCUGUUCUGUGCUUUGUGAUUGACACAACAGGAAGCAUGGCUGACGACAUCGCUGAGGCUAAACGAGUUGCACACAACAUCAUUGACAGCAAGAAAGGCACUCAAGAUGAGCCGUCAGAGUACAUCCUGGUCCCGUUCAACGAUCCAAAGUUUGGACCACUUAUACGGACCACCAACCCAGAUGUGAUGAAGGCAGAGAUUGCGAAGCUUGAUGCGAGUGGGGGUGGAGAUAUUCCAGAGAUGUGUCUGUCUGGACUGCAGCUGGCUCUGACGGGAGCUCCUGCCUCCUCUCAGAUCUAUGUUUUUACUGAUGCUCCAGCUAAAGACACACAUUUAGAAAAAACCAUCAUCGCCCUCAUUCGCAGCACUAAGUCUACAGUGUCCUUCUUCAUGACGCCAACCAAGAGAUCAACCAGAUCAGUGAGCUCUGAGCCGCGCUCUGUUUUUCAGCUCUAUUAUGACUUGGCUUUGGCCUCUGGAGGUCAGGCCAUACAGGUGUCCAAGGCUGAACUGCCCAGCGCCACUGAUAUUAUUGUUGACACUUCUACAUCCGCUCUGGUGACGAUUCUGCAGCGGGCCAGGAACCCGGGCAGAGUGGAGAUUUUCCCCUUCCUCCUGGAUGCAUCUGUGUCUAAUAUCACUGCUUACAUCACAGGAGAUUCACUCAGAUUCACUCUAAAAAGCCCAUCAGGUGUGUCUCAGUCUCACACAGUCAGUAAUGGACCACUGGCUGUGAUUCAGACUGUGGGGAACCUACGUCGCGUUCAUUUCACUUCUCCUAUAGAGACUGGCCUGUGGAACAUCAGCGUAGAGUCCACGGCGUCCUACACCAUCAAAGUCAUGGGUCAAAGUCCGAAUACAUUCAUUUACAACUUUGUGGAGGAAUUUAAAGGACCUCACCCAGGGUUUGCUGUGAUCGAGGGUCGCCCUCAGACAGGUUUACCUGCUAAGCUGCUGCUGACAGUAACAGGGCAGAAGGGUGCGGACUCUCUGAAGGUGCAGGAGGUCGCUCUGGUGGAGGUGUCAGGGAGCAGAGUGUCAGAUGGAAAGAUUCAGGAGAUGGGAGGCGGGGACUUCCUGGUCACUGUGAGUGAAGUACCAGCAGGAGAAUUCGUGGUCAUGAUGAAAGGAGAGGAGAAGGCGUCCUCCAGCAGAUUCCAAAGACAGAGCACCACUCAGAUGUCUCUGGCUAAAGUCACUAUCAAGGCUACAGUAGACAGCACCCUGCUGCCUGGAAUAGCCUUCAAACUGCCUUUCACUCUAACAACCAGCGGAACCAGCGGCACCUACACUAUCACUGCCAGAAACGACAGAGACUAUCCUCUAAACUAUCCCUCAAAUGUGAAUGUGGUAUCUGGAGUCAGUGCUGAAAGCUCAGUGACUCUGACACCGCCUGCAAACACUGCCUCAGGAACUGAUAUCACUCUGACCAUCGCCGCUGAGGGGCCAGGAGGCGACUCCAACUAUGCUGUCGUCCGUCUUUCUGUGGUGGCAAAGGUGACGGAUUUCACUCCUCCAGUGUGUGAGAUUGUGGGAGUGAGUGGGAUCUGCCCGUCUGACUGCACCCAGUCUAACUGGGACAUGGCCGUCAACAUCACUGACGGCAAUGGCACGGGUAUACAAAGCAUUUCCAUCCAGGAGGGCAGAGGAAACUUCACUCAAAAAUCUUUGGUGGAAGGUGGUAUAACUGUAGUGAUGGGGAACUACAGCGCCUCCUGCUGUUCUCCUGAUGUAACGAUAUCCAUUGUGGAUAAGGAAGGAAAUGUGGGUAAAUGCUCUUACUCCGUUGAGAAGAGUGGAGGGGUCUCACUCAGCCUGUCUCUGUCCCUGUGGGCCUGUCUGCUGCUCUCUACCUUAAAUACACUGUGGGAUGUUUUACCCCUGUCAUGAGGAAGUCCUGAAUCGUGUAACCAAAGCUAAUUUUAAAAAGAAUGUUUUAGAGUAGAAGAAAAGUCUGAGUACCAGAGUGUUGAAGCACCAGCAUGAACAAAUAAAUAAGUCUUUACAAGCCCAGGCUAACAUAUAUUGAUAAUAUAUUGAUGCCACAGGAUAACAUAUUAAGACAACAAGAUCAUAUAUUGAAGCCAUAAUAUCAUAUGAUGAUGCACAAGACACUAUACUAAGGCCACAAGAUUAUGUAAUAAUACCACAACAUUAUACUUACUUUGUAUAUUUUGUAUGGAGGCCACUUUUAUAAGUGGUAUAAAUGGUAUACAUUCUGUAAAACUGGACAGGGAUUUGUUUGACCCACAAAGAUUAUUAUUUUUUUUUUUAUAAUUUCUUUAAUCUUUCUAUUUAAUUAGCAUUAACAGUGCACUUUUUUUGUUGGGUCAUGCAUUUGCAUUUUCAUUUGUACUGUAGCAAACUGUAUAGUUUAACAUGUCACUUUUUCUCUGACAACUGGUUUAAAUUUAAUGUGAAAUAAAACUGUGUUAAAGCCAAACAA
Messenger RNA from Astyanax mexicanus (Mexican tetra), 3432 nucleotides. It is a transcript of the gene vwa11, whose product is annotated as von Willebrand factor A domain containing 11. The transcript has 17 exons. The record is from RefSeq and is a predicted model, not a curated record. NCBI's taxonomy places the organism in Eukaryota, Metazoa, Chordata, Actinopteri, Characiformes, Acestrorhamphidae. Bases 96 to 2876 code for a protein of 926 amino acids.